Felis catus (domestic cat) is the source of this 1768-nucleotide messenger RNA. RefSeq names its product androgen induced 1 (gene AIG1). NCBI's taxonomy places the organism in Eukaryota, Metazoa, Chordata, Mammalia, Carnivora, Felidae. The coding region runs from base 98 to 904 and encodes 268 amino acids. The record is from RefSeq and is a predicted model, not a curated record. The transcript is spliced from 5 exons. Gene Ontology annotation, cellular component: endomembrane system; membrane.
GGCCGGCCGCUCCAGGGUUCCCCCGGCACCCGCCCCCGCGCGCCCUGCGCUCCCGCCCUUCCUCGUCGCCGCCCAGCCUGCCAGGCCUUUUGCGAACAUGGCGCUUGUCCCGUGCCAGGUGCUGCGGGUGGCGAUCCUGCUGUCCUACUGUUCUAUCCUGUGCAACUACAAGGCCAUCGAAAUGCCCUCGCAUCAGACCUACGGCGGGAGCUGGAAAUUCCUGACGUUCAUUGAUCUGGUCAUCCAGGCUGUGUUUUUUGGUAUUUGCGUGCUGACUGAUCUUUCCAGUCUUCUGACUAGAGGAAGUGGGAACCAAGAACAAGAAAGGCAGCUCAAGAAGCUUAUCUCGCUCCGGGACUGGAUGUUAGCCGUACUGGCCUUUCCUGUCGGGGUUUUCGUUGUAGCGGUGUUCUGGAUCAUUUAUGCCUAUGACAGAGAGAUGAUUUACCCGAAGUUGCUUGAUAAUUUUAUCCCAGGGUGGCUGAAUCACGGAAUGGGUGUGCUGGGUGCAUCACGUAACUGGGAUGUGGGUGUAUCCUUUCCUGGAACACAUUGGCCCAGGAGCCAGAAUCAUCUUCUUUGGGUCUACAACCAUCUUAAUGAACUUUUUGUACCUGCUGGGAGAAGUUCUGAACAGCUAUAUCUGGGAUACACAGAGAACUGCCCAUCCAGCUCAUGGCCCACCCAGGCCCACCCAGGCCUGCAGUGUCCCAGCACUGCCCUCUGGUUGAGCUCUUCUCCCAGCCUAGGGGAAUCACAUGUGACUAACUCUCUCAGGGUCAAUCAGCUCUUCCUCCAGGUUCCCAAAAGCACGUCCUGCCUUAGCUUUGUGACAGGUUUCUUUCUGCUAUUUGUGUGGAAAUUAUACCUCUGCUUCUUCCAAAUAUUAUUUACAGCUGUCUAAUUUUUUCCCUCUACCUCAAAGCUGCCAAACUAAAGUAGGUGGGGAGCCAUUUUUCCUGUCUGGGUCAAUGAACACCCCCUGUUCUCCACCCCCGCUUUUGAAGAUUCCACUGUCGCUGCCAAGUCAACCCAUCUGCAGGAGAACACUUAGGAGGAAACAGACUUUAAGGAAAAGCAAGCAGUUAUUAGUUCCUGAGAGCUUCUCCACAGGAGAGGGAACAUGGGACAAAGCUGGGACCCAAGUCAUGUGUGCUGCUUGAAAGGAAUCCCUGUUGUGUUUUUCUGCCUUUGCCUUGGUUACCAACAACUAAGGCAUCUCCUGGCCUUCUCCCCCUUAACCCUAUUCCUCCUCCCUUCAGAUGUCCUUAGUCCUCAAUCUGAAGUUUUCCUUAAUAUGAUUUCUGAGAAGCACUUUGGAAGAAGUGUUACAGAUCUGUGCCAGUUCCUUAGUCAUGAAAACCAAACCUGAAAGACUGUCUAAGGACACCUGUUCAGAGCAUGUUACCCACAUUCCCACCACCACCGCCCUGGCCCCACAAAACAAAUACCGGGAGCUGGGUGCUGAGGGGAAGGGGAAUCCUCCCUAGUAUGAGCCCUGUGAGAGUAACCCUCUGGGAUGAGGCUUUACAUUUUUUUAUAUUGUGAAGUUCCUUAUUUUAUUCUGCUUUCCCACUAGCAUAGCCUUCUGAGGCCUUCCUCGUUUUCAUUGUUUAUAAACUGAUUCCAUAAUGAUUAAAUGAGCUCCUACUGUCAGUCAGGCACUGUGUUAGGUGCUAGGGAUAUUAUCAGAAACAAAACAGUUAAGGGCUCUGCCUUCAGAGAGCUUACGACUUGUAAAAGAAUACCAAUAAAAGCUGCAAAGCAA